Molecule: messenger RNA, 816 nt
Organism: Pedinophyceae sp. YPF-701
Lineage: Eukaryota; Viridiplantae; Chlorophyta; Pedinophyceae
Source: the annotation of a GenBank genome assembly
AUGUCUGGCUCAGUCAUGCGGUCGCGCGGCUUGCAGGGCAAGCCGCAAGGCAACGCGAUCCGUUCGCCCCCCUCACAACCUCCCCGGUCGAAGCACGCAUCCCGGCAGCACUUCCGUCAUCAGUGCCGCGCAUCCGCGGACUCGGAUGCCAGGGUGCCCAUGCCGCCCGGCGACGAGUCCGUGCGCUACACGGACAGCGCCACUGACCUGGCCUUCAUCGGAAUGUGCCGCAAGGCGUACGGCAACCUCGCCGGCUGGCAAUCGCCGCGCUCGUUCGACGACGGGGAGGAGUCCUUCCGCGGCAUGGUCGAGGUCUCGCGCGCCCUCAUGCGCGGCAAGUCGGCGCAGGAACAGCGCGACGCGGUCAUCAAAGGCUUCCCGGAAGUGCCCGCCUGGUUCCGCCAGGUGUUUCCGUACUCCAAGUGGGGCGCGGAGCUGAACGCGCGCAUCACGCCGGCCUUCUUCGAGUGGCUGGUGGGCGAGAUGGAGACGGUGGAGGUCACCCUCCCCGACGGCACUGUGCAGAGGUCGGGCGUGGAAAUCAAACGCUGCCGGUACCUGGCCGAGAGCGGCUGCGUGGGCAUGUGCGUCAACCUGUGCAAGGCGCCCACGCAGACCUUCUUCACGGAGCAGCUGGGGAUGCCGCUGACGAUGGAGCCUGACUUCGAGACGCUGGGGUGCAAAAUGACAUUUGGAAAGGUGCCGCCGACGGUCGACGAGGACGAGGGGCUCCGGGACAUGCCGUGCUACGCCGACUGCCCCGCAUCGCGCGCGGACGUCGUGCCCUGCCACAAACUCUCCGAGUCCCGGGAAUGA